Molecule: messenger RNA, 635 nt
Organism: Cucurbita pepo subsp. pepo (vegetable marrow)
Lineage: Eukaryota; Viridiplantae; Streptophyta; Magnoliopsida; Cucurbitales; Cucurbitaceae
Product: ubiquitin-conjugating enzyme E2 2
Source: RefSeq, a predicted model, not a curated record
CCGGUGAGGAUGUCUACUCCUGCAAGGAAGAGACUGAUGAGAGAUUUCAAGAGGUUGCAGCUAGAUCCACCUGCUGGCAUCAGUGGUGCUCCCCAAGACAAUAAUAUCAUGCUAUGGAAUGCUGUUAUAUUCGGGCCAGAUGAUACACCUUGGGAUGGAGGUACGUUCAAACUUACCCUUCAGUUCACUGAGGAUUAUCCCAAUAAGCCACCGACAGUCCGCUUUGUUUCUAGAAUGUUCCACCCUAACAUUUAUGCCGAUGGUAGCAUUUGUUUGGACAUUCUGCAAAAUCAGUGGAGCCCAAUAUAUGACGUAGCCGCUAUACUCACCUCUAUUCAGUCGCUGCUGUGCGACCCCAAUCCAAACUCUCCUGCUAAUUCUGAAGCUGCUAGGAUGUUUAGCGAGAACAAGCGUGAGUACAACAGGCGAGUACGUGAAAUUGUGGAACAGAGCUGGACUGCUGAUUAGCCACAAAAUGGUUGUAGGCGAACAAAACAGAAAAGAUGGUCGAGUGGCUUGUUUGCAUGAUAUUGUGUACCUGGGAAGAAAACUGAUUUGUUUUGUAAUUUGCGUAUUAUGUGAUAUGCUUGCUUGGUUUAUUAAGAUGAACUGCUUUAGUCUAUUUCAAUUUGUCU